GUACCUACAGAUUACAUCAGCACAAGCGCAGGAGAGAGUUCCACUUCGGCUCUCCCCUUCCCCUUUCUUUUUUGUUUCGUUUCGUUUUUAGUUUCACCCGAUUCUACGUUUCCUCCAAGAAAGGAAAACUUGUCAGCAUGGCCCGUUUUUCAAGCACUGUACCAGUCCUUUUCUUUGCCUUUAGUGCCUGUAUUUUGUUCACUCUUUCUGAUGCUAUGUCGGUAAAUCUCGCGGAAGCAGUGGAUGCCGAGAUGAAGGCCCACCUGAUUCGAAUGGAAGUGCUUGCUGAUAAACUCCACUUUAAACAUCGGAGGGUAGUACGCGAGAUGAAAGAGAACCAUGCAAGAAUGAGAAGAAGAAGAGGGGCUAGUUUGGACGAUCUACGUCACGGAUUCGUUCCUGGGAGUGGAGUAGGAAACAGAGAAUCAUUGGAGAUUAAAGGCAUGGUACCCCUUCCGAAUUAUCAACCUGCAUUCUCUUCUAACGAAAAACCGCAGUGGAAUCACAUUGCGAUCAACAAGAAAAUCUUCAUGGUGACAUCGUCAUACGAUCCCGGUUUUCUUACGAUAACCGAAUUCAAUGCUACUCGAGAGAAUCUCCUUUCUGAGACGGCUACAUAUCCGAUACCAGUUCGAGCAAUGAAACCUUUCACGCAGAGUUACUAUGACAACGGAGUGACAACAAAAGAAAAUAAAAUCGUUGUUUCAUCAGAUGACGAAACCUUUGUCAUUGUAUUAAACGAAGAUGGCACUGAAAAUCAGAUCAAUAAUGUCACUGUAAUUCCACUGGACGUAACAGAUGUGGAUUUCUUCUCAAUUGGAGUGGAUUCCUAUCUGGUCUUUACUCGGGAUACUGAUGACCCAAAUGGAGAUAAAUCCGUAAUUUACCUGUGGAGUAGCACAAAUAAAGUCUUUGCAGUUAGACAAGAGAUAAGAACGUACGGCGCUCAGGAGGUUCACGCAUUUGAAAUGACUGGACAUCAUUACCUUUUGAUCAUCGAGAAAAAUAAAGAAUCCAGCAUAUGGAGAUAUAACACACGACAAAGCCAGUUCACACUAUUUCAUAGGUUAGAGGGCGGUGCCGCUAAAUCGGGUCUCUACUUUACCGAAGCACAUGAAAGUUUCAUUGUGAUCAUAACUGCUGCCGGAGAUAGAUCCAUCCUAUACCAAUGGGACGCAUUCGACUUUCACGAGUCUCAGUUCAUCAGCACCCCGAUGGCUUUGUCCUGGUCAACGAUGCGGGACCCAGCCACCUGCCAGGACGCACCGGUACUCGCCCUGUCGUCAAUGCGGGAAGGAGAAAAUUCGCUGAGACUCUUCACCGUCGUAGACUCGAAACUCGUUGGCGGUCCGUUUCCAGUAUCCCCAUUGCCAGUGGACUUGCCAGCCCCAGAAGGAGCCAUCGACCUCCACCAGUUUAACGAUUGGAAGGAAAACGUCUACACCGUCGUAUCAUAUGUGUUCGACAACCUGGGAGUACCAUUCUUCUUUGAACUUGACACGGGGAUCAAUCCUGUACCGAGCCCCUAUGGUCAAGCCGUCCAAGCGGCCUUGGGCAGCGCUGCAACCGCUAUUCGGAACCAGCUAGAUGAAUACAGGGAGAAAGUAAUUGACGGAGAGCAAGCGCUCAGAGACAAGAUAUCCCUCAAAGAUGGCGAGCUUGUGAUUGGUGGAAACGUCACCUUCAACGGGACCAUCAUAUUCAAUGGAACAGUAGUAGUCGACACGAUCGAUGCUGAUGACAUCAUCGUUGACAACACUGUGGAUGGAGUGGACCUUACUACAGUCUUAGAUGCACUUGAAGCCAAAGUGGAUGCAAAUACUGCUGCUGUCCAGGCUCUAAGGGCAAAGUUUGAUGACCGUGUUACAAAAAAUGGUGUGCAGACUGUCACAGCACACAAAAUCUUCAAGAGUUUGUCAGUAGAUGGCGAGCUAGAGGCUAAUACUAUCACAGCUCCAACAAUAAAUGGCGUGGAUAUUGAGGCACUUGAGAUCUCAGUCGUUAGAAAUAAUGAAAAUGGGCAGACGAUAGAUGGUGAGCUCAGCUUCGACAACAGCGUGUCCGUGGCUGGUGAUCUAGAUCUACAAAAUGGUGUCUUGGUCAACGGCUUUGAUAUGGCGAAUGCAGUCACGGAAACUGGGGCUCAGACAAUAUCAGGUGCAAAGAUCUUCUCCAAUGCUGUUUCAAUAACAGGUGAUGCUGUGGUUCAAGAAAGUGUUACUUUGGAUACAGUAGAUGUGUCUCAAGAUGUGGUCACCCUUGCUGGAACUCACACACUAAGUGAAAGCAUCACAUUUAAUGACGUCCUGACUGUGAACAGUAAUAUUGUGACGUCAAGCACAGUAGAUGGUGUGGAUGUGUCGGACAUGAAUGCAGAUACAGUACGGGAAUCGGGCGGUGUAACCAUUGAAGGUGAUGUCACCUUCCAGAAUAGUGUAACAGUUGAUGAUGAUGUCACAAUAGGUGGAGAUGCUAAUGAUAUUGAUCUUUCUGACUUUGACGAUCGGGCAGUAAGGAAAAAUGUUGAUAUAGAGAUCACAGGCCGAAAGACUUUUGAGAAAGCCAUCACAAUAAAUGGCAACCUUGAACUUCAAGCCAAGAUUGAUGGUGUAGAUCUAUUCACUGAUGCUCUACUUGUCAAUGCAACCAAUUCAUCCACCAUCAAGGAUAGCUUGAUUGAAGAUUUGCUCUUUCCCUACGGUUCAAAUGUUGGUGAUUUAUCCAUCCCAAUAGAAGACGAUAAUGCUUUCGUAUUGGUGACAAUGGAUCAGCCUCUACCAUUCUUUGGUACAACAAUUAAUGAAAUAUAUCUUAACGUGAACGGCUUGCUUUCAACCACUGAACCAGUUAGCAACUUCAUUCCAUUGCCAUUUCCAUUGCUAGGGGUAGGAUAUAUUGCUCCUUUCUGGGCGGAUGUGGACAUCACGGAAGGAGGAAACAUAUACUAUCGCCAGAUUAUGAAUCCCGCUGAAGAUGAUAUUGUCUCUUUAGAAAUAAACCGCAUCAUUUGCCAGGUCUUCAGAGUUCAUUUCAAAGCUAAUUGGAUAUUUGUGGUCACAUGGGAUGCAGUAGCGUACUAUGAAUCUACAAGCAGUAUUACAAACACAUUCCAGAAUGUGAUUGCCAGUGACGGAACCCAUGCCUACGUCAUCUUCAAUUAUGAUGAUAUCAAUUGGACCACAGGGUCAAUCAGCGGAGGGGCACCUGAAACAGGACUAGGCGGGAUUGCUCCAGCAGUAGUUGGUGUUAAUGCUGGCGAUGGUGAGGUUUAUCAUACCGUGCCUAGUUCCUUCACACCAGAUGUUGUCAAUAUCGAAGAAACCAGUAACAUAGGGGUUCCAGGAAGAUAUGUAUUUGACAUCGGCAACGUCGGCAACAUUCAGAACUUCAUGGGGCAAGAGGUUACGGGGGAAAAGACUUUCACAGAUGUUCUUAAAGUAGUCGGGUCUGUUUCUGUUAAUGGAUUGACGGACGGAGUUGACUUUGAUGAUCUGAUUACGCUUUCAGGAACCUGUACCAUAGAUGCAGACAAGAUCUUUGCUGACGGUAUCAUGGUGCAAGGUGACCUACACACAUCGGGUACCGUUGACGGUGUGGAUGUGUCUCUUCUAGCUAGUCAAGUCAUGAAGCGCUCUGGGACACAAGAGGUGCAAGGCACUGUUACAUUUGAGGAUAACGUGGUAGUCUCAAAGAGCGUGGUGGUGGACGGCACAGUCAACACUGUCGAUGUCAGUGCGAUGGAAGCAGAUGCUGUCUACGCUAACAAAGCGCUAGAGCAAGUAAUAACAGCCGAUAAGACAUUUACUUUACCAUUCAGCAUUGGAUCCGGUGGAAAUGUUAAAUUCACAGGCACCGUCAACACUUACGAAGUUGAAAAUGAUUUCAUGGAUCUAACCAGUGGCGAAUCAGUUACAGGAACAAAGACCUUCACUGAUGGGUUCUCCGCAUCAUCUGAUAUGAGUGUUACAGGCAAUGUGGACGGUGUAUCGAUGAGCACCCUCUGGGCCCAAGCAGCCCUAGUAACCGAGUCUGAAACUCUGGCAGGAACAAAAACCUUUGCUGGGACGAUGUCUGUAACGGGUGAUCUUACCGUAGGGGGCGAUGUUAAUACAGUCGAUCUUUCGACUGAAGUUAUGAUGGUUAAUGCCGACCAGGAAGUGACAGGUGCAAUGACCUUUGAAUGCUUUAAGGCCACUGGCAACGUACAGGCAGCAGAUGGCGACAUAACCAAUUUAAAUGGAGAGGACUGGACUGCCUUUGUUGACGGGAGAGUCACACUAUCUACAAAUCAGGAUAUCAGCGGUGAUGUGACAUUCGCCGAUCAAGUGACGGUGAAUGGAAAUAUAGAUACGGACAGUUUGGUCAAUGAUAUUGACCUUCCUGAUCUGAAAGAUUCUAUCCUGUAUAAGACUGGGGAUCAAACUAUCACUGGAGCAAAAACAUUUACAGGUUCUGUUGAGUUUGAUGGCGCAGUCUCCAUUACCGGUACUUUGGAUGGCGUCAACAUUGAGGACAUGACCGGUCGGGCGAUCUACCUUGAUGAUGGCACUCAGAGCAUUUCUUCAACGAAGACCUUCACUGAUGCGCUUAUCGUAUCUAAUCAUAUAACGGUAUCAGGGGACGUGAACGGUGUCGAUUUGGCUGCUCUAAACAGUGACAUUGUAUGGACAGACGAUGGUGCUCAGUCUAUAGCGGGAAAGAAGAUAUUCAAUGAUGGCUUCCAUGCAUCUCAGAGCAUCACUGUGAGUGGUACAGUCAAUGAUGUUGAUAUAAGUGAGGAUGUCCUUACACUAACACGUACCCAAACUAUUACAGGUUCGUAUACGUUUGACUCUGAUGUAGCCAUUGCUGAAUCCCUCACAGUAAGCGGAACCAUCAAUGAUGUUGAUAUCCAAGCCCUUGACGCUGAUGCGAUGAAGAAGAACGAAGUUCAAGAUGUGUCAUCCCACAUUGUAUUUGAGAAUGAUGUUUCAGUCACUGGAGACAUAACCGUGAAUCCGACCGAAACCGUCGACACUGUCGACCUUUCUGAACUGAAAUCCAUUGCCAAGUUGGUUGACGAACCAUUCACCCUCCCCAACGCUGUGACCUUUGAGAAACCAGUGACCUUUGAUGAUGUCCUGGACAUCACUGGCACGGUGCAUGAUAAGAACGUCCAGACCUGGGCACCAACCGUCCUCAGGCUCGAUGGGACUCAAACAAUCACUGGAAACCAUAUGAUUGAAGGAAGUCUGAGUGCCAAUGAGAUAAGUGUUCCGUCGACCCUUCAGACCAUUACUGCGUACGGAAUCAACGUGAAUACUUUUGUUGCGGAUGCCGUGAAGCUUCAAGGGGAUAGAACUAUCACAGGUUCAAAGACAUUCAUGAAUGACGUCACUGUAGAAAAAAGCAUUACUGUGAGCGGUACAGUGGAUGGUAUCGACAUAUCUGAUGAAAUUGUCACUUUAGAUGGUGCACAGACUAUAUCUGGAGCCAAGACAUUUGAUACCUGUGAUGUGCAAACGGCUGGAAACAUCCUCAUUUCAGGUUCUGUCAAUGACAUCGAGAUAUCCCAAGAAGAAGCCGACACCCUGGACUUCCGCAGUGCCAAGAAGAUGGAAGGCCACAAGACCUUCACUAAAGAUGCCACUGUGUCCGGCAACAUACAGUUCAAUGGGUAUGUUGAUGGCAAGGAUAUCACAGAGGGUUUUACACUCAAUACUGAACAGACCUCGACUGCGUACUACGUGUUCAAUCAGAAGGCAAAUGUGGAUGGGGAUGUCUCUGUGUCAGGCUUGGUCAAGACUGUCAAUCUCGGCAAUAUUAACACCAAGAGGAUCACCCUUGCUGGACUUAAUACCGUGGACGCAACAUUAACAUUUAACGACAUGGUCAUAUUAGAAGACAAUGUCACCACUGCGUAUCUCUUUGAUGGGGUUGAUCUGUCGGAGUUGAAUAUCCUCGAGGAUACAAGGUUCAACGAGUUUGAAGAUGACCUGUACAUGCUGGCGUGUUUUGCAGAAACGCAGUGCGAGCGCACCGAGUCUAUUGCUGGAGUAGUGAACAAUUUUAUUGACGCCAUAGAUUACGUUGAAAGCGUACAGAUCAUUGGGCAGCAUAUACGACAGUUUGAGCCAUUCUCCAUUGACGGGGAGACGUUCAUGGCGGCUGCUAUUUACUCCGACGAACACGGCGAUGUUUGCACUGACAGCAUUGUCUACAAAUUCAACACAACUACUGGGAACUUCCAAGAAUUCCAACGCUUACCGACCAAUGGAGCGGUUUCCUGGGAACACUUUUUCAUUGAUGAUGAGCUUUGUCUUGUGGUAGCUAACGCUGGCCACACGGCUUGUCCAGACUCAGAACCUGUGAUCUCCGGCAACAGCAUCUUCCGUUACCGUAACGAGAGCUUCACGCUGGUCGGCUCUGCUGGUGAGGAGAUGGAUGCAACCUCGGACGUGGCAGCGUUCAUCAUCGAUGGGGCAAUUUUCAUGGUGUUAACAACGUAUGAGGGUAACCUUGCCAACGUCUACAAGUACCAUGAAGGCUCCGAGAGUUUCCAAGUGUUUCAGGAUAUUACCACUGGAGUUACCUCCUCUGUGGAAAGUGUUAUGUUUGAUGAGAUGGUAUUCCUUGUUUUUACCUUGUAUUAUGAGGAGGAAUCUGCUGUUUACCGCUACAAUUCUACUGCAGAGAAAUUUGAACUAUUCCAGAUGGUUGAAUCGGAGCAUGCGAGGGUUGUCACAAGUUUCAACUACAUGAAUUCUCAAGGAUUCGCCCUGGCCGACCACAUCAGCGUUAGUGAUGUAGAUGCCACCUUUGAAGUGCAAGUUCGGGUUUUUACAUGGAAUGACGAAGAUGGUCGUUUUGAUAUGAUGUGGACGUUACCUGUUGUCGCUCCCGGAGAUGUGGAUGUUUUCAUCGAAGGAAAUUUCUUGUACAUGUGUGUUGUGCAGGAAUACCACUCAAUUGACCUAUUCAGAUACGAAGGUUCUGCUGGUUUUGUCAAGUUCUACGAGAUCCCCCACCAUGGCGUCCGAUCGGUAGAGAUUAUCAGUCUGCAGGACGAGGAGUACCGUGCUUCUGACGAUAUCGAGUAUGAACAACUCUUCAUAGCCGUGGCUGUCGACCCAUUCCCGAAACAUGACAUCUAUUCGAGGCUUCUAAAAAUCGUCAACAUUGGUGGAUCUGUUCAUGUGGAAACGUGGGAAGACAUGUGCGACAGUGGACUGAAAGACUCGACAAGAAUUAAUACACCGGAACCUACCUGCUAGCACCCGAUUGAUACACUGGAACCUCCCCAUUAACACCAGAUUUAUACACUAGGACAUUGGAUAGAUACCAAACAAACACUGGAAAUUAGAUGUAAGCACCUGAUUGCAUGAUUAUUGCACUUGGAGUGGACUGAUAUACAGUGCAAUUGCUAGCACUGGAUUCAUUGGAGCAUAUUAUCCGAUAACACCUGAUCGAUACAGUAUACUUACCUGCACCGAGUUAACUACUUAUCUUUUUUGGUACACUAGACCAUAACUGCCAGCACCAAAUGUGUACACUCUAUGUGGCUGGAUUGACACAGCAAAGCCUAUGGUGUUAUCACCAGAGGCUUAAGAAGCUUAAUAGGGAACCUGAUAUUUACACCACCUAACCACAAGGCAGGACACUAGAUUGAUGAUGAGCAAGUUUACACCUACAAAUCUUAAAAAUAAACACCCUAUUAAAGCACCUGCUUCAUUACCCUAGUAGAUCAACCAGAGUGGACACCAUACUAAACACAUUAUGUUGUUACCACAGUAGACUCUUAGAACCAAAAUCUCUUUUUAGCACUUGAUGGACUCGACCAAUAUUGCAACCAUUAAAAAGUAAUGUCAAAUGUAAUGUUCACAGAGCCCAUAUUACUCAUUUUAAUUAAGAUUGAAGCAUUUUUCACACUUUAAUCUGGAUGUUACUUUUUCCUGGUACUGUGUUUAACACAAAGAGGCAAGAAUUAAUUUGAAACAUUUCAGUGGCCUGUGUGUGCAAUCAAGCCACUCUAAAAAUGAACCAUUAUUAAAUGUACUAUUCUCUCA
Messenger RNA from Lytechinus variegatus (green sea urchin), 8045 nucleotides. RefSeq lists its product as uncharacterized. The transcript is spliced from 48 exons. Gene Ontology annotation, cellular component: cell surface. The coding region runs from base 138 to 7253 and encodes 2371 amino acids. Gene Ontology annotation, molecular function: heparin binding. Gene Ontology annotation, biological process: cell-matrix adhesion. NCBI's taxonomy places the organism in Eukaryota, Metazoa, Echinodermata, Echinoidea, Temnopleuroida, Toxopneustidae. The record is from RefSeq and is a predicted model, not a curated record.